This is a messenger RNA of Aricia agestis (brown argus), 1357 nucleotides long. RefSeq lists its product as uncharacterized. NCBI's taxonomy places the organism in Eukaryota, Metazoa, Arthropoda, Insecta, Lepidoptera, Lycaenidae. The record is from RefSeq and is a predicted model, not a curated record. The transcript is spliced from 3 exons. The coding region runs from base 111 to 443 and encodes 110 amino acids.
UCAAUUUCUAUUUUCUAGUAAAAAAUUUAAAAUGGAUUUUGCAGGUCUCUGUACCUUUUUAUAGGUUUUUAUUGCUUUAACGUUUUAUACUUGUGUUUAAACACGAUAUCAUGACUGAACAAGAACUUGCAAUGGAGAAACUGGAGGAGACGGUGAAGCACGCGGACCAACAACUGGACCUCAUGGAGUGGAAGAUGGACAAUGUGGAGCGAGAGAUGGCAUGCCCCGUCGACAACCAGGACGUCUGCAUUAUAAACCUGUUGAAGUCCGUGUCCGAGGUGCGGUCGGAGUACGCAUCGCUGCGGCGCGAGCUCGGCGAGGUGCAGGCGCUGCAGCGCGAGCUGUCGGCGCGCCUGCGCUCGCAGCUGCGCCAGGUUCACGGCCGCUUCGCCCGCCUGCGCGACCGCCUCGCCGCCGCCGCCGCCCGCCCCGCGCCGCCUUAGGCGCCCUAGGCGCCCGCCCCGCCCGAUCGCUCUCGUCUGGAACGCAUCGAUCGAAUAUUUGAAGCAGUGAUUACUAAUCUAAAUUGUAUAAUUUUAAGUAGAAGUGAGUACGUUACGUUUCGUGUUAUGUGUAAUGGACACGGUACUUCCAUUUUAAUAACGAAUUAAAAGCACCUAGCUAGGAUUACGUACCUAUACCCGGUGCCAAACGUAUUACGUAGGUUUACUGAUAGCACGUAGUCGGUAGUGAGACGAUGCUCAAUUAUAUAGUACAAGCUCGCUAGCCUGCGGGCAGCGGGCGCACGUGUCUCUCCCUGGCACAUUUAUUGCAUUUACCUGCAUUUACGAAGAUCUCUAAUGUAGUUGUGAGAAUAUUGAACGUAAUGUAUAAGAUACGGCGUAACCGCGUUAGACGAUUCGUGCGCACCGAGCGCACCGAGUCGCAAGUCGCAACUAGUCCCCUAGACCGCCUAGACGCUAGGUAUUGUGCGUUCGCGAUAGAUAUACGAUAUCUUUGGUGCUACACGCGCGGGGCUCCGGUCCCGGGCUGUAUUCAAUAAUCUCAUGUCGAUGUUUUAAAUGUUUUUAGAAAAGUUAAUCGUCGCAGUUCACUUAAUUUUAACGGUAGGUAAAUCACAAAUUUAAUAAUUUCUAUGAUUGCAAGUGUUAAAUCAUUAUAUUAUGUGCAUUUAAUAUUUAUACUUUUUUUAAACAGUCGUAUCACAACGUUCGGUCGGUACUCGGUAGUUAAGAUGUUUCGUGAAUACAAGGCGUGCACAAUUAUACUCCUCGCUCGAAUUAGUGUACUGUAGGUUGUGUAACAACAUAUUACAUAGUCGUUAAUGUUAAUAUAUCACGUAGCUGUAGGAGGACGGCGACCUGUUGCGGGGGCGGGGCGGGGGAGGAGCCGCCAC